This is a messenger RNA of Drosophila willistoni, 1428 nucleotides long. RefSeq names its product methionine aminopeptidase 1. Gene Ontology annotation, molecular function: metalloaminopeptidase activity. Lineage: Eukaryota; Metazoa; Arthropoda; Insecta; Diptera; Drosophilidae. Gene Ontology annotation, biological process: proteolysis. The record is from RefSeq and is a predicted model, not a curated record. The transcript has 4 exons. Bases 186 to 1301 code for a protein of 371 amino acids.
AAAAUUAUUAAAUAGUAGGCAUGGCGAAAUAGCGGUGAAAAGGCCGACAUAAUUAAAUAAAUAAUAUAAAUAUAAUUAACUGAAGAUCCAGGCCCGGACAGCAACAGGCGCAAUAAUAUCUACUGAAUAGCAAACAAGGUCGUGACGAAUUGCACCGUUUGCGUCAUCCGUAAAUAUUGCCGAAAAUGACAAAGUGUGAGACAACAAAUUGUGGCAAGGAUGCAACUCUCCAGUGUCCUACUUGUUUAAAACUAGGUAUCAAGGGAUCCUUUUUCUGCUCCCAACCAUGCUUCAAAGGAUUCUGGAAAGAGCAUAAAGUAAUUCAUGCCUUAGCCGGCGGUCAGCCCCCCGUUGACGAUGGCGUUUACAAUCCUUGGCCACAUUUUCGGUUCACUGGAAAGCUACGACCAUUUCCCCAGACUCCAAAGCGCGCGGUGCCAGAGAGCAUACAACGGCCUGACUAUGCCGACCAUCCAGAAGGGCGCUCUCUCUCGGAGGAGGCGUUGCGAGGCACUACCAUCAAAGUGCUCGACGAUGAUGAAAUCGAAUGUAUGCGUGUAGCCGGUCGGCUGGGUAGAGAGUGCUUGGAUGAAGGUGCUAAGGCUGUGGAGGUGGGCAUCACCACGGAUGAGCUGGAUCGUUUGGUCCAUGAAGCGGCCAUUGAGCGCGAUUGCUAUCCGUCGCCCCUGAACUACUACAAUUUUCCCAAAUCCUGCUGCACUUCGGUAAAUGAAGUUAUUUGUCAUGGAAUACCAGAUAAACGUCCUUUGGUGGAUGGCGAUAUUUGCAACAUCGAUGUCACCGUUUAUCACCAUGGAUUCCAUGGCGAUCUCAAUGAGACGUUCUUUGUAGGCAAUGUAUCGGAGAAGCAUAAGAAACUGGUACAAGUAACUCACGAGGCACUCAGCAAGGCCAUUGAACUGGUUCGUCCAGGAGUCAAGUAUCGAGAAAUCGGCAAUGUAAUACAGAAGUAUGUAGCACCCCAUGGAUUUAGCGUGGUGCGCAGCUAUUGCGGCCACGGCAUACAUCGUGUAUUCCACACAGCUCCCAAUGUCCCACAUUAUGCCAAAAACUCUGCUGUGGGUGUAAUGGCAGCUGGACAUUGCUUUACCAUUGAACCUAUGAUCUCCAUGGGUAUGCAGAAGGCUGAAUCUUGGCCAGAUGAUUGGACAGCUGUCACUGCCGAUGGCCUCUAUUCGGCUCAGUUCGAACAAACGUUGCUGGUGACCAACAAUGGUUGUGACAUCCUAACCAAGCGUCGCGAAAACAAUGGACAGCCUUGGUUUAUGGACAAGCUGUAGAAACCACCAAAACUUGCCCCAUGGACUGGACCAGCUGAAUCACUGCUAAAUUAUACAUUGAUAUGUUCGUAGUUGUUGAAGCUUUAAUUUGUAAUUAUACAAUAAAAAUCUAGUGUUUGCAAGUCCA